Molecule: messenger RNA, 4548 nt
Organism: Phyllostomus discolor (pale spear-nosed bat)
Lineage: Eukaryota; Metazoa; Chordata; Mammalia; Chiroptera; Phyllostomidae
Gene: RAB6B
Product: RAB6B, member RAS oncogene family
Exons: 8
Coding region: 410-1036 (208 amino acids)
Molecular function (GO): GTPase activity; GTP binding
Source: RefSeq, a predicted model, not a curated record
CGCAGAGCGCAGGCGCCGGCGGAGGAGUGAGACGGGAGGGGGCCGAGUCGCGCGGCUCGGGAGAGCGCCCCUCCGCCCCGCGCGAGUCCCUGCGCUCCGCUCGCGCCUCACUGUCCGCGCCGCGCCUCGGGCAGCCAGAGCGCCCCCCUCGCGCUGCAGCGAGCGCCGCCCGCCGAAGCCCAGCCCAGCCAUCCUCCUCCUUCUUUUCCUCCUCCUCCUUCGCCGUCGGCGCCGGACACGCAGCCGCAGGCCGGGGCCGGGACGCAGCUGGGGAGGCAGGGACGCACGCAGCCAGCCCUUCCCCCUCCGGCUCCCGCACCGCCGGCCGCCUCCCCUCGCCCUCCGCUUCUCCCCUCCCUGCUCCUUCGCUUCUCCUCCUCCGCCUCUCCCGGUCCCGACUGCCAGCACCAUGUCCGCAGGGGGAGAUUUUGGGAACCCGCUGAGAAAAUUCAAGUUGGUGUUCUUGGGGGAGCAGAGCGUCGGGAAGACGUCUCUGAUCACGAGGUUCAUGUACGACAGCUUCGACAACACGUACCAGGCAACCAUUGGAAUUGACUUCUUGUCAAAAACCAUGUACUUGGAAGACCGUACGGUGCGACUGCAGCUCUGGGACACAGCGGGCCAGGAGAGGUUCCGCAGCCUGAUCCCCAGCUACAUCCGGGACUCCACGGUGGCCGUCGUGGUGUAUGACAUCACAAACCUCAACUCCUUCCAGCAGACCUCCAAGUGGAUCGACGAUGUCAGGACGGAGAGGGGCAGCGAUGUUAUCAUCAUGCUGGUGGGCAACAAGACGGACCUGGCCGACAAGAGGCAGAUAACCAUCGAGGAGGGGGAGCAGCGCGCCAAAGAACUGAGCGUCAUGUUCAUCGAGACCAGCGCGAAGACUGGCUACAAUGUGAAGCAGCUCUUCCGACGUGUGGCGUCGGCUCUGCCUGGAAUGGAGAAUGUGCAGGAGAAAAGCAAAGAAGGGAUGAUCGACAUCAAGCUGGACAAACCCCAAGAGCCCCCAGCCAGCGAGGGCGGCUGCUCCUGCUAAUGCAGCCUGACCCCACAGCUUCCUCCGACACUACUCGCUUGUUGUGUUGCUUCCUAUUGGUUAGCUUCCUAAAGGGGGGUGGGAAACGAGCUUAUUGAGAUGGGAGGAUUGUUCUUUUCUCUCUGUCUGUAGGAGUAGGGUGGGGUGGGGAGGGAGGCUGGGCACCAGGGAUCACGUCACUCUUAACAGCUGUUACUUAAACAACUAUUUUUUGGUUUGGUUGUAAUAUAUUGUACUUUAUUAAGAUUGCCAAAAACUGUUAAAAUUUAAAAAAAAAAAUUUAAAUCAUGUGUAUACAACUUUUUGCCAGAUAAAAAAAACGUAGUCAUUUUUAUUUGAAAGAUGUGCUUUUUUUGUUUUUGUAUAUUUGUAAACUUACAGAGAACCUUUUCCACACACCUCCUCAGUCCUGUCCUCUUUGAACUGUCCAUCACCUCUGCCUUCCUCCCACCCCCCAGCCCAGUAAACUAAAACAUUAACUGGGCAACUUAAUUAGGCUCCAGUCCGGGGCCACCUGGCCCAGACCAACCAGGCCCCACCAAACAGGUCCUGCCUGGUUAAAUCAAACACUGAUUGAACAAAGCCUCUGAGGAGGCAGCUCUGACUCUGUCAUUCCCCCGUGGCCAGAGGGGCACAUCAGCCAUGGCCCUGAGCUGACAUUACGGUCUUGUGGACUGCAGGGAGCCCUGCAGCAGGCCCGUUGCAAUGGCUCCUGCUUCUCCCUUUCCCUCCCUGAAAAACCUUGAAGUGGGCAAAGGGCACCUGCCACAGGCAACCUUGUGUUCUCUGUGGUCCGCCCAGUGAUUGGCAGAGCAAGAGGUCAUCGGAAGGAAGGACGGGGUGCUGUUGGCAACCGUGGGCAGUGCUGAUGUGUGGUUGGUUCAUAGACACAGGGCACCAUGUGUACUUCUGAAAAUGUUUUAGCCAGUCGGCCUGGUGUUCAGCGCACACAUCUGGGUUGAAUCUAUGGGAAGAGCAAAAGGAGACUCUGUGUGUGCUAGGGGAGGGCUGUCUGCAGAACCACUACCUUAAAGAGGCAUGUUCUCAGAUCCUCGGUUGCUAAUACUGUUCAGUGCUGCUCUGGAAAAGCAGACUUCUUGAUGUGUUUUUGCCCCACUGGCCCAGUGCAUUUGAAGUCUCUGUGGCUGUUGUGCCCACACUCUGGUCGCCUGAGAGUAGGGCUGCAGGGGAGGUCUCCAGAAGGCUGCCUGGAGAGAGCCAUCUUUGCCAUUUUUGACUCAUUUCUGAGAAGGGCUAAGUCUGAGGACCUGUAAAACCUCUGAAGGGAACUCUGUCUUCUAUGUGAUGUAACCUGCUUGGCCUGUAUUCCAAAUAGACCCAGACUCACUAACCCCGAACCUGCCCAAAGCCAGGCGGAAAACAGCAACUCUGGCCAAAAACAGUGAACUCCGCCCUCCAAGCUGGCUGACUCUUCCUCCAGGCUGCCCUUGGGCAUGUCACAGGUGAGCUAAAUGACCACCUGGGGUAUGAUAGGGGGUGAAUUUCUCCACAAAGCAGAGCUCAAACAAGUUAUUGCGAUGAAUUUUGGAACUUCUCAGAAACUACUCCAAAAUGGCAGCCAGUAAGUGCAGCGAAACACGGCAGGACUCGCUGCUGUUUGUCCAGUGGGCCUGCCACACACUUUCCGCCAAGGAGACUGGGUGUCAGAGCUGACCCCUAAAGAGAAGUUUAUCUUCAGGUGAAGAAAAGGGGGAGCAGAGUUCCCACUGAGCUCCUCUCCCUAAAGGCAAAGGCCAACGUACAAACGUAAUCCCAGUGUCGUGUGUUUAGUUUUUCUAUGUGUGUACAUACCUAUAUAUAGAGAUAGACUUGUGUAUACACCUGUCACACACACAUUCUCAGAGGUACAUGUGCUCAACGUAUAUUGUUUCUCCUGCUCUCAAGUUGGAACUUGCAUUGUGAUAACAGUUUUGGAAAUUCAAAAGUACUGCAAUGUGUUGAAAUAAGAAGUACUUAAUAUUGUCAAAAAAACCUUGUGAUUGUCUUUCCAUCAAUAAAAUAAUAACAUAGAUGUGUUAAACUACAGGCAAAAAUAGCCCACAGGAAUAUGUGCACUGUUUCUCCCUCUAUGUACUUACUCGCACGGGUGUGCAUGCCACGUGGGCUGGAGCCCCCCCCCAUCGUGGCACACCCCCCAGUGGUGCUUGUUGGAAGAGCGCUUACUUACCUCGUGAGAGUGUAUAGGAGUCCGUGUCACGGCAUCGGGCCUGGGCGGCAGUGAGGGCCAUUGCUCAUGGCCUCUGGGACAGCCUCAUUUGCAGGGAUCUGCACUGGGUCUCAGUGAACGAAUGUGCGGUGGAUUUUUAUUUUCUUGGUACUAAAGAGUAGCUUUUCUUAAAACAUUCCUAUAAAAAAAAUGUAGAAACUCAGUUCCCUCCUCGUGUGCACGCACACCCAAGGCACCAUGAGCUUUUUCUUCUACCCCGGCCUACAGGAACAGUCAGGGGCACGGGAAAUGUCAUUUGGCUGCGGUGGCCUCUGUGAGCCCGCCUUUCCUGGCACCUACCCAACAUCCCCUCUUUUGAGUCAGGCUCUCCCCAGCCCUGUGGGCCUCUGCCAGUGAAUGCAGUUGCCUCAUCUUGUCUUUGCAUCUUGGGGGUGCCAUCCCGUUCCAUGACCCUCCUCUCCUCAGGCCCGAUUCGCACCCCUGAUUUCCUGGUGUAUCAGGGCAGCCAGACCUCUUGCACAGAAGUGCAUUUGUUCUUUGGUUCUCAUUCUGAGUGGGUGCCGUCACUGUCCUUUUGCCCAUAGGUAGGAUCUUGACUCAGAGAGUUAAGGUUCAAUAGUAAAAAGGUCAGGUUCCCUUGAAGAUGUCGUGAAGUUGCCUCGGCGUCCCCAGUGACUGUGACGGCUUUGCCGAAUCCAGAUGGGCUAGCACGAGGCAAAGUGGAGGAAUCCGCUGAGGACAUGGUCUCAGAGACUAGCCCUGACUUGGGAGAUGAGCAGGGUCAUCUUUAGGCCUUCUUUUUUUCUUUGGGGGAGAAAAGCUGUCAGGAAAGCUGCUGUUUUGCCAGCACUGGAAAAUUGAGCAUAAGAUGGAAAAAGCACGUAGCGCAUUUUAAAUGCACACACGCCAGAACGGAAGUGUGAUAGAAACACCCGAAUGCUAGAAGUGCAUGGUGUAGUCAGAGGUGAGCAUGCUUGGUGAUUAUACGCCAGCUUCUUCUGGUUGGAGGCCUCCCUGCUGUCACUGUCACUGCUCCCUUCCUGUCAGCAUCCCCAAACAUUCUGUCAUGUCCACAGGUCCAAAGAGCAAUGGCCAGGUCAGUUCAAGUGUCCCAGGCAAUGGAAAGGAGCAUUGCACUGGUGGUAGCUCAGGAAGCAGACACGGCUUGAGGGCAAUGUCUCUGUGCUCCUGGUGGCCAGCCAGUGGUGUGAGCCCCUGCCCUCAAGCACCAGGUGUGACAAUAAUGGCACCGCUGGCUUCGGUGUCCUUCAGGCAAAGCAGCCUCAUUCCUUCACACAGUGGAAGGUAGGUGAGGAUGUCAGGA